AUGGCCGCCUGCGUAGAGCCCGCCGUCGCCGUCCGCAACCACGCCGCCGCUGGGAUGGCUGGCCUCAAGAGGAGGCGCAUCGCCGUCGGCACCGCGGAGCAGUACGAGGACAUCAGCCGCCUCGGCGAGGGGGCCUUCGGCGCGGUCGUCAAGGCUCGCCACCGCGCCACGGGCCGGGUCGUCGCCAUCAAGCGCGUCGGCGAGGCCCAGGGCGAGCACGCCGCGCUGCUGCGCGAGGCGCGCUUCCUUGAGGAUGCGUGCGGCGGCGGCGCCAACCCGUUCGUCGUCGGCUUCCACGGUGUCGUCCGCCGCCCGGAUGCCUUCGACCUCAGCCUCGUCAUGGAGUGCGUGGGCCCCAGCCUCCACGACCUCCUCCGCCAGCGCGGCCGCGGGAGCCCGCCGCUGCCCGAGUCCACGGUGCGCUCCGCCAUGUGGCAGCUGCUCACGGGCACCAAGAAGAUGCACGACGGCCACAUCGUGCACCGCGACAUCAAGCCGGCCAACAUCCUCGUCGGCGACGAUCACCGCAUCGUCAAGCUCUGCGACUUUGGUCUCGCCAUGUCCACCGACGAGCGGCCGCCGUACACGCAGGCCGGCACGCUGUGGUACAUGGCGCCGGAGAUGCUGCUGGAGAAGCCCGACUACGACGAGCGCGUCGACAUCUGGUCCCUCGGUUGCGUCAUGGCGGAGCUCAUCAACAACGGGAGGCCUCUGUUCCAGGGCUUCCACGGUGAAGGACAGCUCUGCGCCAUCUUCGACGUGCUGGGCACCCCUGACGACGGCACAUGGCCGUGGUUCUCAUCCACGGCGUUCGCCACCGUGGUGAUGCCGGAGCUGGACAUGCAGCGGGAAAACAACCUGCGUGAGCUGUUCCCUGAAUCAAAGCUGUCCAAGGAAGGAUUCGAGGUCCUCAGCGGCCUCCUCACGUGCAACCCGGAGAAGAGGCUCACGGCAGCCGCGGCGCUCAAACACCCAUGGUUCGACAAGAUCGACGUGCUGGAGCUGCCAAAGAAAGAAGAGUUGCCAUCGCCGAUGCCCUUGCAGCCCAAGAGACGGAGGAUACAUGCUGUGUGACUGACUUAGAUUUCUUUUGGUCGUUGUACGCAUGUGUAA
This is a messenger RNA of Setaria italica (foxtail millet), 1113 nucleotides long. Its product is annotated as putative cyclin-dependent kinase F-2. NCBI's taxonomy places the organism in Eukaryota, Viridiplantae, Streptophyta, Magnoliopsida, Poales, Poaceae. Gene Ontology annotation, molecular function: ATP binding; cyclin-dependent protein serine/threonine kinase activity. Gene Ontology annotation, cellular component: nucleus. The record is from RefSeq and is a predicted model, not a curated record. The coding region runs from base 1 to 1074 and encodes 357 amino acids. Gene Ontology annotation, biological process: protein phosphorylation; regulation of mitotic cell cycle. The transcript has a single exon.